GCCUUGAUUAAUGUCCAUUACAGCUCGUCCCAAGUCUCCUGCCAUGGAACAAUCUCACCCCAUAAGUUCCCGACGACGGGAUGAACCCCCAGAGUUCAGUAACUUACGAGAAUGGGCUUUCAAGGCUCGCAUUAGCAGAGAUAACGCAAGCUCAAGAAGGUUCUCUGCCUCCAAUAUCAGAAGCAGUUUGAGAGAAGACACGAGGUCUUUCAGAUCAAACAUUACCGUCUCUAGCACUGCUUCUUCUCCCGGCUACUCCUUGCGAGAUGAGAUAGACCCAUCAACCUACUCAUUCACCACUGCUCUCAAAGCAUUGCAGGCGAGAUCAGGAUACUACAGCUGGGAGUGCGUAUCUCCUGAUGGAUUUGCAUUGAACUCCAAGUGGGACGAAGCAGAAAAGUAUAUCUGCAACCCACUCUCAGGGGAAGUCCCAAUGGAGUGUUUGUCUGCAAAAACACUCAGUGGAAGAUCAUUCCGUACAGUCACUAGCAGCAGAACCACAAUGUCUGCUCCCCUGGUUUACACCAAUAACCAUUCCAAUUCGAGGCGUAUCCAAACAAAGCCUUAUGCCACUUACCAAGAAGACGAACCACUCCACUCCCCAAUUCAUGAGAAGAAAGUGCAGAGCGUGAUGAUGAUGGGUACUAGAGACGUGGGAACACAGAGCAGUACUCCGGUGGACAUUAGUUCAUCAAGCAGCCCAAGCCCAGCAGCAACUCCUCCAAUUGAAGAGAGAUCAUUGAAGCGAUGCGAAGCAGCUGAAGUUGGCGAUUCGCCUGCAAAGUUGAGCAUUUCUGACAAACAGGAGAUAGUGCAUGUGGUUGAUGAAGAAGUACUGAAUAAGGACAGAAAGGAGAACGAAGAAACAGCUGCAAGAAGAGAAAUACUGGGAGAAGAAGAGUUGGAAAAGAAAGCGGCAGAAGAGGAGGAGAGGUGCAGGUGGAGGCAUGGUGGGUGCUUGUCGUGGAGGAGCCUGCGGAUGAGAAAAAUGCAGAGAGAGAAGCAUAAAACAAAAACCAGAAACAAGAUUAAUGCAUUUCUUCCACUUCGUAAAGGCUGCUGAAAAAUAUAUUGAGCUGAGCUCCUCAGAAGUCAGCAUAAGGUAAAAAAACCAACCUAGCUAGCUACUACUGGAUCUGCCUGUUUAAGCUCUCUCUCUCUCUCUCACUCCAAAAUUUGUAAGGGAGAUUUUGCGGGUUACUGAACAUAUCUAGGAAAUUCAGGGGUGUUGAGGAAUAGUGCAACCUUGGUUUUCUUUUC
Malania oleifera is the source of this 1260-nucleotide messenger RNA. RefSeq lists its product as uncharacterized. NCBI's taxonomy places the organism in Eukaryota, Viridiplantae, Streptophyta, Magnoliopsida, Santalales, Ximeniaceae. The record is from RefSeq and is a predicted model, not a curated record. The transcript has 5 exons. Bases 11 to 1063 code for a protein of 350 amino acids.